AGGGUGGGAUUUCCAGCGGGACCACCUGCGAAUCCCUGCGGCCAAGAGGCGCUAAACAUGCAGCUUUGAUGUGGGGUUCCAGACCUCAAUUCCAUCCACUGGCCCCAGCACGGUGCGACAGACAGCUCUCGAUCACGCCCGUGAACCGCGAAACGCUGGACCUCGAUCAACAUUGGAUACUGGACAAGCAGCCGCGGUAAGUGGCAAACCUGCUACGAUGGCUACCGAAGAUGCCCGUUACCGGCAAACAUCGCAGUUUCAGCUGUGGUCUUUCUCACCGACCCAGUUGUCUUCGAUGCGCGAGAAGACCAACGCCGCCGCUCGAACUAGAAUCGCCGAACGCCUCUCUUCCCUUCCUGCCCUCGCCAACAACACGUCCGCGCCGACGUCGAGCGCCAACACUCCCGACCCCGAUGGCACGUCUACCCCCGCGCUCCCCGCGUUUCUCUCCGCACCGGAGGAGGCCCAGCUCGUCACCUUCUUCACGUCGGAGCUGCUGAGAGCAGGAGACCACGCCGAGAUGACGGACGAGAUCAAAGCGACCGCUGCGGCGUUUUUCAGGAGGUUCUACGUUACAAACAGCAUCAUGACAUAUCCGCCGCAAGAGAUGUUGAUUGUCGCCCUGUUCUUUGGGUGCAAGGCUGAGGGCUCCUUCGUGAGCAUUACCGAUUUUGUCAAGACAUUCGGCAGGGAGAACCCGGAAGAGAUUCUCGCUGGCGAAUUCUUGCUCUGCCAGGGGCUUCGGUUUGCCAUCGACGUGAAGCACCCCUUCCGCGCCCUUCGCGGUGCCCUGAUGGAGCUCGCCUCUCACCCAAACGUUGACCGAGCCCGCCUCGGCGCCGCGGAAACCCGCGCCCGCGAAAUCCUCCGCUUCAGCCCCCUGAUAACCGACGCCUACUUCCACUACACGCCGAGCCAGAUCAUGAUGGCGGCCCUCUCCCUCGCCGACCGCGGGCUCGCCGAGCAGCUAAUAACCCAAACCUUCCAUCACGUGGCCGCGCCCACCGACUCCGGCGCCGACACACCGGCCGCGUCCGGCACCGACGGCCCCGCGAAGGAACCCGCACCCCGCAGCGACGACAAGGCGCAAAUAAUCGGGUCCGUCGCCCGGGACAAGGUCCUCGGCACGAUCGAGGCAUGCCGGGACAUGCUGGGACGAGAGUUGCCCGAGCGGCGGGAGCACUGGACAAAUCGCGCCGUAAUAAAAGCCCAAAUCACCCCCCUCCGCAAGAAACUCAACAAGUGCCGCGACCCCGAGCGCUGGAAUCUCGUCGAGCUGCAGCGCGCGCGGCGCGAGCAGGCGGCCAAGAAAUCCGACUCGGAGGACGGCGACCCGGACGACCGCGACGACAGCAAGGCCAACAACAAGAACAGCAAUAACAACAACGCAAGCGACGCGGCCGUGUUCGGGGACGCGCUGCCGCGGGAUCCCAAGCGCAGGCGCGUGCUGGGUGAGGGGGCGGGGCAGAAGGGAAAGGGGUUGGAUGAUCCGUUUGGGGGGCCGUUGUGAUUCGCGGGGUUGGUUGGUUGGUUGGUUUCUGCGGUUCGGGGUUUAAAAGGGGUGUGUGUUUUCGGUCAUGGCAUGGCGUGGCAUGGUAUGGUAUGGCGUUUGGAGGGUCAGUGUUUGAGAA
Chaetomium fimeti is the source of this 1631-nucleotide messenger RNA. RefSeq names its product cyclin-like protein. Gene Ontology annotation, molecular function: cyclin-dependent protein serine/threonine kinase regulator activity. Bases 218 to 1510 code for a protein of 430 amino acids. NCBI's taxonomy places the organism in Eukaryota, Fungi, Ascomycota, Sordariomycetes, Sordariales, Chaetomiaceae. The record is from RefSeq and is a predicted model, not a curated record. Gene Ontology annotation, cellular component: nucleus; transcription factor TFIIK complex. Gene Ontology annotation, biological process: regulation of cyclin-dependent protein serine/threonine kinase activity; regulation of transcription by RNA polymerase II. The transcript is spliced from 4 exons.